UGGUGUAUGUGUGAUGUGAUAAGUGUUAAGUCAAAAAUAUUUCACACAAGUGCAUUUUUGAUAAGGUUUGGAGAAAAAAUCUAACACGCGUUAAACUAAAGAAUUUAAAGAAUACCUUACUACUAACUACUAUACUACUAAUACCUGUGAAAAAUCUAAUCAAGAGAACCAUGGCGCAUUAUAAAGGAGCUGCCUCUGAAGCUGGCAGAGCCAUGCAUCUGAUGAAAAAAAGAGAAAAAGCACAGCAAGAAAUAGAAUUACGCAAAAAGAAGAUAGAAGAAGAUCUUAAAAUCGACAAUAUUGAGAACAAGUUUGCCACACACUAUGACGCCGUUGAGCAGCAGCUAAAAAGUUCAACUAUUGGUCUUGUUACUCUUGAUGAAAUGAAAGCAAAACAAGAACAUAUAGUUAGGGAAAGAGAAAAAAAAUUGGCCCAAAAAAAGGCUGAGAAAGAGAAGGAAAGGCAAAAGGAAAUUGAAGCAAAACAGGCUCAAAAGAAUAAACAAAAGAGGCAGAUUCAAGCACUCUCAUUUAAUAUGAAUGAGGAAGAAGAAGAGGAUGAUGCAGAAACUGAAGAAGAGAAACCAGAAAAGAGUUGGAAAGAAAAAGAGGAGCCAAUACUAAAAAAGAUAAAAAAGAACCCUGAUGUGGAUACAUCGUUUCUACCAGACAGAGAAAGAGAAGAAGCGGAUUUGAAAUUAAGGGAAGAACUCAGAUUGGAAUGGGUAAUGACACAGGCCAGUCUCAAAGAUGAACCAAUCACAGUUACAUUCAGCUAUUGGGAUGGAUCUGGCCAUAGAAGAAAUGUUACACUUAAAAAAGGUAAUUCCAUAUACCAAUUCCUACAACGGUGCUUAGACGCUCUGAGGCCAGAGUUUAGUGAAUUGAAGACAAUCUCUGCUGAUCAACUAAUGUAUGUGAAGGAAGAUCUUAUAUUACCACAUCACUACACAUUCUACGACUUCAUUGUUACAAAGGCUAGAGGUAAAAGUGGUCCACUGUUCCAAUUUGAUGCAUCAGAUGAUGUGAGACUUGUCAAUGAUGCCACCCAAGAGAAGCAAGACUCGCAUGCCGGAAAAGUUUUACUAAGAUCUUGGUAUGAGAGAAAUAAGCACAUUUUUCCAGCAUCGAGAUGGGAGCCAUAUGACCCAACAAAAACUUAUUCGAAAUAUACUAUUAAAGGAAAAUAAUCAAGUGUUUGAAUCAUUAUUAAUAGGGAUUAAUUAUU
Messenger RNA from Bombyx mandarina (wild silkworm), 1228 nucleotides. Its product is annotated as protein FAM50 homolog. NCBI's taxonomy places the organism in Eukaryota, Metazoa, Arthropoda, Insecta, Lepidoptera, Bombycidae. The record is from RefSeq and is a predicted model, not a curated record. Gene Ontology annotation, biological process: chromatin organization. Gene Ontology annotation, cellular component: nucleus.